Megalobrama amblycephala (Wuchang bream) is the source of this 1087-nucleotide messenger RNA. It is a transcript of the gene cyba, whose product is annotated as cytochrome b-245 light chain. The coding region runs from base 103 to 663 and encodes 186 amino acids. Gene Ontology annotation, biological process: superoxide anion generation. The record is from RefSeq and is a predicted model, not a curated record. Gene Ontology annotation, molecular function: heme binding. Gene Ontology annotation, cellular component: NADPH oxidase complex. Lineage: Eukaryota; Metazoa; Chordata; Actinopteri; Cypriniformes; Xenocyprididae. The transcript has 6 exons.
AAGGGUUGGAGUUAUGAAACACUGGCCACUACCCACUUGUAUUUUAGAAUUGAGUUGAAAAUAAAACUUCAUUUAUCAGUUUCAGCACGCACUCCAGUGAUCAUGGGGAAGAUUGAGUGGGCUAUGUGGGCUAACGAGCAAGCUCUGGCUGCUGGACUCAUUUAUGCGACUGGUGGAAUCGUCGGAGUGGCCGGUCAGUUCAGAGGCUGGCAGUUCGCUGCGUUCGGCAUUGCUGCCGGUGUAUUUGUUUGUUUGCUUGAAUAUCCGCGCAGCAAACGAGGCAAAGGCACCAGCGUUGAGAGAACUGGUCAAUACUGCUUCACAGUGUGUGUAAAGGCUUUUGGACCCCUGACCAGAAACUAUUACGUCAGAGCAUUCUUGCAUGCUGCGCUGUGUGUUCCUGGAGGGUUCAUGUUAGCCACAGUUCUGGGGUGUGUGUGUCUAGCAAUUUCCAGUUUAAUCUACCUUUCAGCAGCUAUUCACGGAGAGCAUUGGGAGCCAAUACUGCCCCGGACAGAGCCACCAAAGCGCAUUGGGGAGAGCAUCAAAGAACCUCCUCAAAACCCUCCACCUCGACCUCCUCCCGAACUCCGCCGGAAGAAAGUGGAUAACCUAGAGACUGCUGCGUAUGACAAUCCCAUGUCUGUGACCACCAAUGAAUAAGGAUUCCAGUGUUAAAAAACAGUUUAUCUAUAAUUCAUUGUAAUACGAAGCAUUUAUGAUGAGUUUAUACUGACAAACUGCAUCAAAACACACAUACAGAGAGAGAGAGAGAGAGAGAGAGAGAGAGAGAGAGAGAUGGCACUGACUUGUAUUGUUUAUUUUAUAAUAUCUAGGGUGUGUACCUCUUGAUCAAUUUGAUACAUCCCGGUUACUUGCAUACAUUUUCAUACUAUUGUUACAUUUUUAUUGUCACUGAUAAGAGUGAUUUUUAUGUGAGAUCAGUUUGUAUCAUCUAAUAACAGUAGGAUAGAUGCUGAACAGUAAAGAUGCUGUCAAAAUGUUAACCAUAAUUAUGUAUAUUUACCUCAAGAGAGUGUAUGUCUUCAUUUGUACUUACAAUAAACUCAGGAUUUGCUUCAUUAAA